UUGGUCCGGCCGGCAGAGCGUCGCCGUCGAUGAGUCGGACUUUGCGUGACCGUACAGAGCGUCACGUCGUCGUCCGCAGGUCGCGAGAGUGCCGCUUAUCGUUUAGCGCGCAUCAGUCGCACCGUCGACACGGAACAGUCUUACACGUAAUAUAAAUCAUAUUUUUUGUUCGUUAUGAAAAAGCGGUCCGCUUCACAACGGUCGUUCGGCCACCGAUGGACGACCGUCGUAGCGGCCGUCGUCGUCUUUCUGUCGGCCUCAUGUUUGGUUGGCCACGCCGGGGCCGAGGGACGUCGCGUGUACACCGCACCGCUGGACGAUACUGGUCGGACGGCCGUCUACUGGACGGUGGACUACGGGUCGCGAACCGUCAAGUUCGAAGCACACUUCCCGGGCAGUGGCAGCCCGUUCGAUUGGUUCGCGGUGGGCUUCUCGGACCGGGGAAACCACUCUGGGGCCGACUUUUGCGUCAUGUGGGUCGACUGGAAAGGCGUCACCGGCAUGUUGGAUACGUGGACCAACGAUGCUGGAAGAAUUUCUGUAGAUGAGCGACAGGAUUGUGAAGAAUUUAACGUGGCGCGAUUUCACGGAGGUGGGACUGCUUUGACAUUUACUCGAAAAUUUGAUACAUGUGAUGACGACCGCGAUUAUUUAAUCCAAGAUGGUACUACUCACAUAGUGUGGAUGGUGGGUGGUGGUCCAUUAUUUGCAGUAGAAGGGUUGUUGGUGUCGCAGGCCAGAGCUAAGGGUAUGCAAAGAGUUCAGUUGUUAAAACCAGAAACGCCACAAGUCAAAUUGCCGGACAAAGUGUCCAAAAUAGAUGUGCUGGCAUCUAAAGUAAAUAUUCCCGCUGAAGAAACAACGUAUUGGUGUCACGUGAUGAAAGUUCCUCUGGAUUUAUCGUUCAAACAUCAAAUCGUUAGGUUUGAGUCGGUUAUUGAAGAGAGUAGUCGAGGUGUAGUGCAUCACAUGGAGGUGUUCCAUUGCGAAGCCAAUGCUAACAGUCGAAUUCCACUUUACAGUGGACCUUGUUUUUCGGAAAAACGGCCGUACAAGACACAAGUGUGUAAAAAAGUGAUGGCUGCCUGGGCUAUGGGUGCAGCUCCUUUCGUGUAUCCCGAGGAGGCCGGACUACCCAUUGGAGGUCCUGAUUUCAACAGCUAUAUCAUGUUGGAAGUACACUACAAUAAUCCCGGAUUAAGAAAAGGCAUGGUGGACAGUUCUGGAAUACGGUUGUACGUAACGCCUAAUGUGAGAAAAUACGACGCAGGAGUGAUCGAACUGGGCUUAGAGUAUACAGACAAAAUGGCUAUACCACCUAAACUGGAGGAUUUCACGUUGAGUGGAUACUGUAUUGCUGAAUGCACGGCUGUGAGUAUCCCUUCGGCUGGUAUUGAGAUCUUUGGUUCGCAAUUGCACACUCAUCUUACUGGCACCAAAAUCUACACAAAACACGUACGGGAUGGACAAGAAUUGCCGGAACUUAACAGGGACAAUCAUUACAGUACUCAUUUCCAGGAAAUUCGUUUACUUCAUAAACCAGUGCGAGUGCUUCCUGGUGAUGCAUUAAUAACUACGUGCCAUUAUAACACCGAAAACAGACAAAAUAUUACACUCGGUGGUUUCAGCAUUACCGAUGAAAUGUGUGUCAACUACGUUUAUUACUAUCCAAAGAUAGAGUUAGAAGUAUGCAAGAGUUCAAUAAGUGAUCAGAACCUCAAGAGCUAUUUCAAAUUUCUGAACGAAUGGGAACGACAGAGGACGUCGCCCGAGCAGGCGGUGAGUGUCAACUACAACGAGCCCGAAUGGACACCGAUGCGGAGUCAAGUGCUGCACCAGGUAUACGAACAGAGUACGCUGUCUAUGCAAUGUAAUAGGAGCACCGGCGAACGAUUCCCAGGCGACUGGGAGAACAGGCCGUCCACUAAAGUCCUGUAUACUCUGCCGCCGCCAGCCAGGAGCUGCAGUGGAGUGCCGCCAUCCUUAUAAUUUCGGUGUCUUUUACUCUUGUAUUUGCACAUUAAAAUAUUAUAAUUAUUACAUAAGUAGAUACUUGAAAAACCCCUCUCUAUGGGCAAUACCCUCUUCGACCUCAAACGAUCGAUGUGCCCAUUCAAUGCGCGAUCAAUGAGGCAUUUAACCGAAAAUAAUUUUUAUCAUUCAUAGCGUUUAAUAGUAUAUAAUAUAGUACAAAGUAAGCUUAAAAAGUAUUUUGCUAAUUACAGCAGUAAAAAAUACGUAGAUUGGUUGUCUUUACAAAUAUUUAAAUAUCUAAAAUAAUACUGAAAUGUUAGGUUAUUAUUACUUUUUUUUUUUGUGAAAAUUCGAUGUCAUAAAUAAAAACGAAGAUUUAAUAAUAAUAUUAAAUUUAGUUUUCAAAUCAUGAAACUUAACAAAGGAAAUAACUGUGUCUCGGAUUAUUAUAAAUGAAUAAUCAUCUCAUAUGAUAUUAUAUAUAAUUGCAUACGUUUCAUAACUUGAUGUUUAUUAAUUAUAUAAUAUUAUGUUAUUACUAUAUUAACUAUCUUUUUACAUUUGCGAAGUCUUAAUAUAAAUAAUAUAGAUUAUAACAUCACUACAUUGUAAUAUAGUAAAAGGUAGCACCUCAUCAACUUCAUCACCCUUUUGCCCUUACAAAGGACUUCUCUACGAAUACGAAAUAUAUUUUAUGGUUGUGCGCCCUUGCAUUUAAUAUCUAUUAUAUACUUAUUUUACCUAUUUUUUUUAUUCACCAUAAUAUUUAUGAUGUGUCUAUUUGACAUGACGAAGAAAACAUGACAAAAUAUUUCGAUUCCUACCCAUGCAUAUAGAAAUUAAAUCGAACCUAUUUUUUUAAACUAAGUAUCAUGACUCGUAACAUUAUUUCGUUUUUUGACAGUUCGAAAAUGUUUAUAAAGUUCAUUUUACCCCCUUCGAACUUUGUGAGUUACCGAUAAUUGCAGUGUAUAAUGUAAUAUACAUGUUGUUUUUAAAUUUUGAUUGUAACGCAAAGCUUUGCAAACAUCGGUGUAGUGUUAAUAUUAUGUCUUAGUCUAAGAUUUGGAUAAUGACCAAUGAGCAAUGAAUUAAUUUGUGUCCUUUAAAUUUAAUAAAAACUUUUUGUGUGAAUAUAUUAUUUCAAGUAAGUAAAUUUUAAACACAAACUUUAUAUAUAAUAUAUUAAAAAAAUAUUUAAUAGAUUUCCAUACAUUUUCAUUACAUUUUGUGAUAAAUGCACAAAUAAACGUAUUUAAUGAAAUACAAGUUUUAGUCAGUAUUAAAAUUAUAAACAACAUAUUAUACAAUUGGGAUAGUUUAAUUGUUCUGAUCUACUUACGACUGCAAAGUAUAAUAUAUGAAAACAUUAACUUAUAACCGUUUAAUUUAUUAAAUGAAUAAUAUAUCUUAAAUCUAAAUAUUUAUUUUAUUCAGUCUAUAAGAUGUUUUAUAAAUGUUCAUAAAUAUUAAAUUAUUUAAGAAUAUCAUUAAAAAUUGAUUUAAUAUUUAAUAGUCUGAGAACAUUUUUCUAAAAUAUUCAUGAAAUGAUGAAUUAAAAUUAAAACUUAAAAGCUUAUUUUUACAGAAUCCAGUACACAAAUAUGAACCUGAAUUUUGUCAAAUAUAAAAUUGCAUAAUGGUUAAUAUUGAAUAAAAAUUCAUUUUCUUCGAAGUCGAGGGCCCAUAUAGUUAUGAAAUUAUUGAUGAUAAUAACUGUAUAAUAUUUUAUGAUAAAAAAAGAAAUUAUCAAGCUUGUAUACGUUCAAUAACAAAAUAUAAUAAAGGUAUUAAAAUAUUUUUUUUGUACCACGCUAAUGAUUAUAUAUAUAUGUGUAGUUUAUAAUACUGGUAUGCACCUUUAUAUGCUUAUCUAUAUUAUAAUAAUAUUUAAUGUGAACUAUCAUAACACGUAUGUACUUAUAAUUAUAACAUAUGUUAUUCACAAAUAUUUUAUAAACAGAAACUGAAUAUUUGGUUGUAUAGAUAUAUUAAUAUAUAAUAACAUAACAUUA
This is a messenger RNA of Aphis gossypii (cotton aphid), 3989 nucleotides long. It is a transcript of the gene Tbh, whose product is annotated as dopamine beta-hydroxylase. Gene Ontology annotation, cellular component: secretory granule membrane. NCBI's taxonomy places the organism in Eukaryota, Metazoa, Arthropoda, Insecta, Hemiptera, Aphididae. The transcript is spliced from 9 exons. Gene Ontology annotation, molecular function: copper ion binding; dopamine beta-monooxygenase activity. The record is from RefSeq and is a predicted model, not a curated record. Bases 175 to 1989 code for a protein of 604 amino acids. Gene Ontology annotation, biological process: dopamine catabolic process; norepinephrine biosynthetic process; octopamine biosynthetic process.